AUGAAACCCAUGCUGGGCCUGGGCCUGUUCCUGGCUGGCCUUCUCACUGUGAAAGGUCUCCUGAAGCCCAACUUCUCACCAACCAAUGAUGGAGCUGUGAGCCAGGCCCGAGAGUGGAAGGGAAGGAUGGCAGCCAAGGACCUUGCAAGGAGCAACACGGAUUUUGGCUUCAAGAUGCUCAAGAAGCUGGCCUCCAGCAGCCCUGGCAAGAACGUCUUCUUCUCCCCCUUGAGCAUCUCCACAGCCUUCUCCAUGCUGUGUCUGGGUGCUCAGGACUCCACCCUGGCUGAGAUCAAGCAGGGGUUCGACUUUAUGAGGAUGUCUGAGAAAGACCUUCAUGAAGGCUUCCAUUACCUCAUCCACAGGCUGAACCAGGACAACCAGAAUAUCAAGCUGAGCCUUGGGAACACCCUGUUCAUGGACCAGAGGCUGCACCCUCAGCAGAAGUUUCUGACAGAAGCCAAGAACCUGUACAAUGCAGAAACUGUCCCAACCAACUUCCAGAACUUGGAAGAUGCUCAGAAGAAGAUCAAUAACUAUAUCAGUCAGAAGACCCAUGGGAAAAUUAAUAACCUGAUCAGGAAUAUAGACUCUGGCACUGUGAUGCUUCUUACAAAUUACAUUUUCUUUCGAGCCAGGUGGCAACAUGAGUUUGAUCCAAAUGCAACUAAAGAAGAAGACUUCAUUCUGGGCAGAAACAAGUCAGUGAAGGUGCCCAUGAUGUUCCGUGGGGGCAUGUACGAAGUCGGCUAUGAUGACCAGCUCUCCUGCGCCAUCCUGGAAAUUCCCUACCAUGAAAACAUCACAGCCACGUUCGUUCUGCCUGAUGAGGGCAAACUGGAGCACGUGGUGGAAGGAUUGCAGGAGGACAUUUUUGCCAGAUGGAAAAAAUUAAUCUCGCACAGGGUUGUAGAUGUGUUCAUUCCCAAGCUCCACAUCACAGGUACCUAUGACCUGAAGAAGACUCUCUCCGACAUGGGUAUCACCAAAAUCUUUGAGGAACACGGUGAUCUCACCAGGAUCUCCCCAAAUCGCAGCCUGAAAGUGGGCAAGGCGGUACACAAGGCUGAGCUGAAGAUGGAUGAGCGGGGGGCAGAGGGGGCCGCAGGCUCCGGAGUGCAGACGCUGCCCAUGGAGAGGCCGAUAAAUUUCAAGAUAAACAGAUCCUAUCUGCUGAUUAUUUACGAGAAGAUCACGCCUUCCAUGCUGUUCUUGGGAAAGAUUGUUUAUCCUGGUGGGAAAUAAAGGGGAAUUCCAGCUUGCGGUGGACCUCAA
Messenger RNA from Galeopterus variegatus (Sunda flying lemur), 1275 nucleotides. RefSeq names its product serpin peptidase inhibitor, clade A (alpha-1 antiproteinase, antitrypsin), member 12 (gene SERPINA12). Bases 1 to 1245 code for a protein of 414 amino acids. Lineage: Eukaryota; Metazoa; Chordata; Mammalia; Dermoptera; Cynocephalidae. The record is from RefSeq and is a predicted model, not a curated record. Gene Ontology annotation, biological process: negative regulation of endopeptidase activity. Gene Ontology annotation, molecular function: serine-type endopeptidase inhibitor activity. The transcript has 4 exons.